Messenger RNA from Striga asiatica, 732 nucleotides. The record is from the annotation of a GenBank genome assembly. NCBI's taxonomy places the organism in Eukaryota, Viridiplantae, Streptophyta, Magnoliopsida, Lamiales, Orobanchaceae.
UAGCAAAAACUUCUAAUUGAAAUCGACAACACUUCCAAGAACCAGUGCCGUACCCAACCCGAAGCGAAGAUGGCGUCACUCGACUCCGACGUGAACAUGGUCCCGGCCGGCGAAGGAUCCUCAGGCGCCGGGACCUCCAACACCAACCCGUCGUCCUCGUCGUCGGCCAAGAAAGCGAAGCGAUUCGAGAUCAAGAAGUGGAAUGCCGUCGCUCUGUGGGCUUGGGAUAUCGUGGUCGAUAACUGUGCUAUUUGCAGGAACCAUAUCAUGGAUCUGUGCAUCGAGUGUCAGGCUAAUCAAGCUAGUGCGACAAGUGAGGAGUGCACAGUCGCUUGGGGUGUCUGUAACCAUGCCUUCCAUUUUCACUGCAUCAGCAGAUGGCUCAAGACACGUCAAGUCUGUCCACUUGAUAACAGCGAGUGGGAGUUCCAAAAGUACGGGCACUAGAAGUUAUCACCGGACCUGAACUGAAGUAUAUAUUUGCUUUUGUUCAUGGAGAUUGUAAUUGCCUGGUGAGUUUUGGGAAAUAUGUGGUUGGGGCAAUUGCCGUUGAGAAGAAUAUGUCCGUACUUAAAGUUCUCUAUUUCAAUCAUGUUGUUUUUCUUUAACUUGCAGCAGAACUCAGAAAUAUAUUUUUCGUCAAUGAUGUUUAUUAUAUAAUUCGGUCUGCGAAUCCUUGUGUGUGUGAGUGUUGAGAUAAUCCAUAUUUGCUAGUUGAAUUCUGAAUAUUUU